CAAAUCGGCAACUCAGUCCAUCAGAAACAUCGGAUCGCGUAAGAUCGAGAAACGUGUUUCCUGCAUCUGUACAUAUUCACGUAUACACAUGCACACUGAUCUCCGCUAGUAACGUUCGUUACAUAUACCUACUCUCGUGGAUCCUUCGUCAAUUUCAAUAUUUUUGUACACAAAAAAUAUCGGGACAGAUCGACGGACAAUUUCGAUUAUGAUGGUGUGACGUGAUAUUGUUCGGAAGCUGAUUGAUCGUUGUUGCGUUUCCAAUGAACAUGAAUAGUACACCGCCAAUCGACAGGAUGUCGAACAUCUACAACAACUCGAUGGUUCGAUUCUACAAUCUAGUGUUCCAUGACUUAUCCGAUCCUAGGACGAAAGACUGGUUCCUCAUAACAUCGCCAGUACCUGGUGCCAGUAUUCUAAUCGGCUAUUUGUAUUUCGUUCUGUCAUGGGGUCCCAGGCAUAUGGAGCACAGGAAAGCAUACCAGCUAAAGAACACUCUAGUCAUCUACAACUUCCUUCAAGUUCUGCUUAGCUGUUGGCUCUUCUACGAGGGUCUGGACGCCGCCUGGCUUCGAAAGUACAGCUGGAAAUGUCAGUCAGUCGACUAUUCCUAUUCACCGGAAGCUCUCAGGAUCGCCAGAGGGGUAUACAUUUACUUCUUGGCUAAGAUAUCGGAACUCCUGGACACGGUGUUCUUCGUUUUGCGGAAGAAGGAGAAUCAAAUCACGUUUUUGCAUCUGUAUCAUCAUACUGUGAUGCCGAUGGUCUCAUGGGGGGCCACCAAGUACUAUCCUGGGGGACAUGGUACUUUCAUAGGUGUUAUUAACAGUUUCGUCCACAUCAUUAUGUACACGUACUACUUGCUGGCAGCUUUAGUACCUCAAUAUCAGAAGUACCUGUGGUGGAAGAAAUACAUCACAACUCUUCAAAUGGGACAAUUCUGCUUGGCCUUCUUACACAGCUGUCAACUGCUCAUCUACGACUGCGAUUAUCCAAAGUGGUCUUUGAUCUUGAUUCUACCAAACGCAAUGUUCUUCUACUUCCUGUUCGCCGAUUUCUACAACCACGCGUACAGCAGCGGCAAGAGGACGAAAUCGAUCGAACAGAAGAAUGGAACCGAGAAGAAAAUGGUUAAUGGAAAUAUGCAGAAUGGAAAAGGAAAGACGGACUAGUCUGAAAGCGUUGAUUCUCCGUGUAAUAUAUUGUGGUUAAUUAAUGAUUACACGAAGUUCUUGGUGAUCGUGUGUUCGACUUGUGCGGUGGAGACAGUUUGAAGGACAUUUUCGUUUUGGGGAAAUCAAAUGUGAGCGUGGUUGGAUUUUUUCUUUAGGGGAAAUGGAAUCUCUAGGUGUUAGGUUUAGAGAAAAUUGAUUUGUGGAGACUUUGGAGAUGGUAGUUUUGAAGUGGGGGAAAUUCGGAAUAUGGGAAGAGUAAAUAUUGAAAUUUGAGAAUUUGAGAAAUUGGGAAUUUUAGAAUUGGGGAGCUUUGGAAUUGAGGAAUUUUGGA
Messenger RNA from Megachile rotundata (alfalfa leafcutting bee), 1506 nucleotides. RefSeq names its product stuck in traffic (gene sit). Gene Ontology annotation, molecular function: fatty acid elongase activity. Gene Ontology annotation, biological process: sphingolipid biosynthetic process; very long-chain fatty acid biosynthetic process; fatty acid elongation, saturated fatty acid. The record is from RefSeq and is a predicted model, not a curated record. NCBI's taxonomy places the organism in Eukaryota, Metazoa, Arthropoda, Insecta, Hymenoptera, Megachilidae. Gene Ontology annotation, cellular component: endoplasmic reticulum membrane.